CCCGGCCAUGGAGCGCUGCUGAGCGGCCCCCGGGGCCAGCGGAGCGGAUCAUGAACCUGGUGGGGGGCUACCAGCAUCACCACCACCACCACCAUCACCACCACAUGCUGCACGACCCUUUCCUCUUCGGGCCGGCGGCGCGGUGCCACCAGGAGCGCGCCUACUUCCCCGGCUGGGUGCUCAACCCGGCCGAGGCCACCCCCGAGCUCGCCGGGCAGAGCCCCAACUACGGCCCCGCCGAGUACGGCCCGGCCGGCCCGGGGCGGCUGGAGGCUCUCAGCGGCCGCCUGGGACGGCGAAAAGGCGUCGGGGGACCCAAGAAGGAGCGGCGGAGGACGGAGAGCAUCAACAGCGCCUUCGCCGAGCUCCGCGAGUGCAUCCCCAACGUGCCCGCCGACACCAAGCUCUCCAAGAUCAAGACCCUGCGCCUGGCCACCAGCUACAUCGCCUACCUGAUGGAGGUGCUGGCCAAGGACAGCCAGCCCGGCGACACCGAGGGCUUCAAAGCCGAGCUCAAGAAGGCGGACGGCAGGGAGAACAAGAGGAAAAGGGAGACGCAGCCCGAGCUCUAUUCGCAGCCUCUGGGGCACGGCGAGAAGAAGCUGAAGGGCCGGACGGGCUGGCCCCAGCAGGUCUGGGCUCUGGAACUGAACCCCUGAGAGCCGCCCCGCCCGCCCCUCCAUGUGCAAUGUCGGAGAGCGCCCAGCCCGGCCCGGAGCCCAUCCAG
Messenger RNA from Melospiza melodia melodia, 727 nucleotides. It is a transcript of the gene HAND1, whose product is annotated as heart and neural crest derivatives expressed 1. The transcript has 2 exons. Gene Ontology annotation, biological process: heart development; regulation of transcription by RNA polymerase II. NCBI's taxonomy places the organism in Eukaryota, Metazoa, Chordata, Aves, Passeriformes, Passerellidae. The record is from RefSeq and is a predicted model, not a curated record. Bases 51 to 659 code for a protein of 202 amino acids. Gene Ontology annotation, molecular function: DNA-binding transcription factor activity, RNA polymerase II-specific; protein dimerization activity; RNA polymerase II transcription regulatory region sequence-specific DNA binding.